Molecule: messenger RNA, 7678 nt
Organism: Micropterus salmoides (largemouth bass)
Lineage: Eukaryota; Metazoa; Chordata; Actinopteri; Centrarchiformes; Centrarchidae
Gene: pcdh1a
Product: protocadherin 1a
Exons: 5
Coding region: 601-4173 (1190 amino acids)
Biological process (GO): homophilic cell-cell adhesion
Cellular component (GO): plasma membrane
Molecular function (GO): calcium ion binding
Source: RefSeq, a predicted model, not a curated record
CACAGUAUCUCACCACUUGCUCUCUGGAAAUGCUUCAGAUAGGCUUGUUUUUUAGGACCGUUUAGCUAUUCCGUCUAACGUUGCAAAAAUGACAUUUGUGUUGCCAUCGUUUAGACAUCCUGUGCGUCCUUAGAGCGCGCUCCAGGGUACUUAUAUCAGGGGAAGCGCUCGAGAAACUUGGACCGAAGGGAUGCGCCAACGAGUGCAUAUCUUGGCAGGGAUCAGUUGUUAAGGACUGGAAAUGGCACACAGUAGGCCAUGGAGUGAGACUCUCCGUUUCCCAGCUCUAUCAUAAAAUAAUCAAACACAAACAGGUCAUAAUUUGUAAUAUUUUCAGCGACAGAAAUCUGUUAUCAGUUCUGCAAGACUGCCGGACGACGGUGGACACAGGAUCCUCAUUUCUGAUGCGGAAAGUUCUAAAUGCUAUGAAUGGAUUUUGUGGCUGCUGAAGUUCUUUUUAUGUCAGCACUGUGACGGAGGUUUGAGGGUUAGACACCUGCCUCUGGGAUCACCGGCGGACAUAUCAGCUGCGGACGGUUUGGCUACGCUGCAAGCGCUCAUAGAGAAGUCUCUGGCUCAGGCAGAUCUUCUGAUGACCUAAUGGAACUGAAUUUACGAGUAGUGCUGUUUUGGGUCCUGGUGCUCCACUGUGGUUCUGCUGAAGGCAGUAUCCUGUACCGGGUCCAAGAGGAGCAGCCUCCCAACACUCUUAUUGGUAGCCUGGCCGCAGACCAGGGCCUGCCAGACUCUGGUCAUCUCUACAAGCUGGAGGUGGGUGCCCCUUACCUUCGUGUUGAUGGAAAGACGGGAGACAUUUUCACCACAGAAAUUCCCAUAGACAGAGAGACCCUGAGGGACUGUCGAUCCCUGGCUAAGGGUAAGCCCUGCUACCUGGAAUUUGAAGUAUCAGUGACAGAUCUGAUACAAAACCAGAGCCCACGACUUAUUGAAGGACGCAUUGAGGUACAGGACAUCAAUGACAACACUCCACAAUUUCCGUCUUCUGUUCUCACCAUCUCUGUCCCAGAGAACACGAUCAUGGGGGCACUAUUCUCCAUACCUCUAGCUACAGACAGGGAUUCGGACAAGAAUGGUGUGGCGGAUUAUGCUCUGACUGCAGGGCCAGACGCAGCAACCCUAUUUGGUUUACAGGUGGCUGACGACAGGGGGGGGAAGCUCCCACAGCUCAUUGUCCUGGGCAACCUAGAUCGCGAGUUAAAGGAUUCCUAUGACCUCACCAUCAAGGCAGUGGAUGGAGGAAACCCUCAGCGCUACAGCAGUGCUUUGCUGAGGGUGGUAGUCACUGAUGCUAAUGAUAACUCUCCCAAGUUUGAAAAGUCCACGUAUGAGGCGGAAGUGUCGGAAAACAGUCCAGUGGGGCACUCUGUGUUGCAGGUCAAAGCAAAUGACUCUGACAUGGGCCCUAAUGGAGAAAUUGAGUACACCCUUCACCAAGCAGUAGACCCAGUGCCGAAACUCUUACGAAUUGAUCGGUCCACUGGCAUUAUCUAUGUCAAAGGACCACUGGACAGGGAGGAAAUCAGCAGCCUGUCCUUCUAUGUGGUGGCAAGGGAUAAGGGUCCUCAACCGAAAAGCUCAAAGACAUUUGUAACCAUUGAGGUGACUGACCAAAAUGACAAUGCUCCAGCUGUUGAGAUUCGUGGGAUUGGCCUUGUGACACACAGUGAAGGAGUGGCUAACAUUUCAGAGGACAUGCCAGUAGGAACCGCCGUUGCUUUGGUGCAAGUGUCUGACAAGGAUGAGGGAGAGAAUGCUGUAGUCACUUGUGUGGUCGCAGGAGAUGUGCCCUUCCAGCUCCGCCCUGCCAGUGACUCAUCCAGUGACAACAAGAGGAAGUAUUUCCUACAGACCACCACUCCUCUGGACUACGAAAGGGUUAGAGACUACCGAGUAGAGAUUGUGGCUGUGGAUUCUGGAAAUCCAGCACUCUCUAGUACAAACUCUUUGAAGGUGCAGGUGACUGAUGUGAACGAUAACUCGCCAAUAUUCUCCCCAACCUUGUUUGAGGUAGAUUUUGCCGAAGAAAACCAACCAGGGGAGAAGGUUUUGGAUGUUACAGCUUCAGAUGCUGACAGUGGCACUAACGCGGAACUGCUCUAUAAUAUUUUGGCAGACUCAUCCAUCAAAGGCCUGUUUGAGAUUGACCCAAAUACAGGCGAAGUAAGAGCCCGCAGCCCGCUUGACCGUGAGCAUAAAGAACACUAUGAGUUCCGGGUCACAGCGGCAGAUAAAGGGUCACCUGUUCAUAAAGGAACAGCAACUGUUGUAAUAAAAGUCCUUGACCGCAAUGACAAUGACCCUAAGUUCAUGCUCAGUGGCUACAGCUUUUCAGUUUUGGAAAACAUGCCUCCCCUUAGUCCAGUUGGGAUGGUGACAGUACUGGAUGUGGACAAAGGUGAGAACGCUCACGUUCACCUCUCUGUAGAGCCUGAUGGAGGGAAGUUUGUUGUUCAAAAUGGAACCGGCACCAUUCUUUCAAGCAUCUCAUUUGACAGGGAGAAAGAAAGCAGCUAUACUUUCCGUCUAAAAGCAGUGGAUGGAGGAGAGCCACCCAGGUCUUCAUAUGUGGGUGUUACCAUCAAUGUACUGGAUGAAAAUGACAAUGACCCUGUGGUCACCAAGCCCUCCAAUUCUUCCUUCAGGCGCUUGUCACCUCUUGCUUCUCCAGAUAGCCAUGUUGAGGUAGUGGAAGCUGAAGACCUGGAUAGUGGGCCUAAUGCAGAGCUUGUCUUCAGUAUUGCUGGUGGAAACCCAUACCAGUUAUUUCGAAUCUCCCCCUCCAGUGGGGAAAUCACUCUAGCAAAAGAGAUGACCCGAAAACAUGGUGGACUACAUCGCCUAGUGGUGCGAGUGAGUGACAGGGGGAAGCCUGCACGUCAUGCCACUGCCCUGGUCCACAUCUAUGUCAAUGAAACCAUUUCAAAUGUCAGCUUAGUGGAGGCUCUAGUUGGACACAGUCUUUAUACUCCACUGGACAGGGACAUUGCUGGUGAUCCUGACAAUGUUUUUGCUGCACAGCGUAGUAACAUUUUGUUUGGAAGUCUUGCCGGCGUGGCAGGUGUUGUCAUGUUGAUCUUGGUGGUGGUAUUUAUUCGACACCGCAUCCAGAGAGAAACAAAGAGUGGUUAUCAGGCUGGCAAGAAGGAAACAAAAGACUUAUAUGCACCCAAACAGGCACCAAAGAAUGCCAAAGGCAAGCGAGGAAGGAAAGGAAAACCCCAGAAGUCCCCAAAACCACUCGGGGAAGAGGAGGAGGUUAGCCUUCAAAAGAGUCUCAAGUUCAACCUCGAUGGAGUCAACGAUAGCCCGAGGAUACACCUGCCCUUAACAUAUUCGCCAGGAAGCCCUGAUAUAGGCAGGCACUACCGCUCCAACUCCCCUUUACCCUCCAUUCAGCUGCAGGCCCAAUCCCCCUCAGCAUCACAGAAGCAUCAGGCUGUCCAGGACCUUCCUGCCGCCAACACCUUUGUGGGCACAGGAGGAGAUGACAACUCUACCGGGUCAGACCAGUACUCAGAUUACAGUUACAAGACCAGCCAACCGAAGUAUAACAACAAACAGCAUUCCCAUCGGCGAGUGACCUUCUCCACUGCCAACCCUGUGCAGGACCUGCAGGAUGCCUCUCAGCACAGCUACUAUGACAGCGGCUUGGAGGAAUCCGAGACUCCCAGCAGUAAGUCAUCUUCUGGUCCUCGCAUCGGACCCCUGACCCUGCCUGAGGACCACUAUGAGAGAACCACUCCAGAUGGCAGCAUUGGAGAAACCGAGCACCCUGAAAAUGAUAUCCGCUCCCUCCCUGAUGUGGCAAUGACCGGAAACUGUACAACCGAGUGCAGCGAAUUGGGCCACUCAGACGCCUGCUGGAUGCCCGGGCAUCCCUCCCCAGUCCGCAAGACCAGGAACCCCCCGAAACUCUCCACCUUCGUGCCUUACCAGGAGAGAGGGAGCCUGGGACGCCUGGCAAACGGGAACGCCAGGCUGGGUGGUGAGGAGCAUCGGCCGCGCCUUCCGCCUUCCCGUAGUGCCUAUUCCAAUAGCGGUCACGACGCCAGUCAGGACUGCCCCUUAGAGGAGAUGCCCCUGAGCGUAGCCUCUGAGUUCCCACCCACCUCCCCUUCUGCCCACACUCCAAAAAGAGAAAUUUACCUGUGAGGAAUACCAUCAUCCGAUUGGUGCACAAAUGAAGAAAAGAUACACCCACUCCAGAAGGAGAAACAGGCUGUUCACAUGCUAAAGCCAAUGCCCGUUUUGUAGGUAACAAUAGGCUGUGACUCAUUCAAUCACUGGCAUGAACACUUGUUUUUUUGUCAUUUCCUCCUUAAAUUAUUAAUUUAUUAGCAUAUUUAUUAAGAAUUCCACAAAGUUAAUUGAUGCACUCACUCAUUUAUUCAUACAAAAUCCUGAAGAAUACAAUUCAAACAGAUCAAAAGGAAAUCCAGAUGGUAAUUGCUACUUUCGUAGUAACUAAUUAUCGUUGUAGUUAGCCAAGUCCCAUUCUGUGAAGUGAUCUCUUGAAUUUGAAAGUUGUGAUCAGUGCUCUUGUGCCAUUAUUAGAUAUAAUUUAAUAGACAGCAAGUCAGGCCCUAUCAGAAGACAUAACACUUUUGACUAACAAUCAAAUGAUAUCUUAAUGUACAGUUCUGUAAAUACUUUUGAAUGGUGUGUUCUACAUAUAUUUUUGUCUGGCAUAAACUGAAAAAAAUUGCCUCAGAAUCUUAGCAUAUUUAAGCUUUUCUUUGCUGCUGCUGUUUAGACUUGAUUGAAACCAUCUCCAGAAGUGGAGCUCGAUAUUGUGGUAGGUAUUUAUCCGCUCCAUACAAUCAUACGCACCUCUGACCCCUAAUCAUAGCAGAAUGGCCUUUACCUCUGCUCCCCGUAGAGCAAUGCCACUGGUGGAGAAAGCUGUCUGGCAACAUUUAAACUGACAUUAUGUUCCACUGACUCUCAGCACUGUGACCUAUCGUUCAUCAUGAAAACGGUUGACUUGGCCACAGUACCCCGGAGUUUAAUGACCAAACGCCGAGGACUCACUACACAUUGUGAUUGGCUUUUCAUAUAAAACCUUGUGACUCACUGUGUUGAUGAAAUCAGUUUAAAAGGCUCUUCUCUAUCGUGACAAUCAGACGGGCUCUAUGUGUAACUCACAGUCCUUUCCUCUAAAGCUCAUAGUCAUUUCUCCUCACAAUUCAUCAGAACUUCUACAGCUCUAGUGAAUGCAUAGUGAGCUAUUUACAUGAAAAGGCAUGUAGAGCCACUGGAGAGAUUGAGUUAAUAUAAUACUGAUAUAAAUUUACACGACUGCUCUACGUUGAGAGUAAUUUCUUGGUUUUUUAAAUGUAUCAGUUAUCACAAGGGGUGAAGUCAAUACACAGUGCACCAACUAAAAUAAGGAAUUAUAGAACAGUGUCGACCUUCAAGUAUAAAAAACAAUUAUACAUUUGAAGAAAUAUGGAAGGUGUCUGCAAAUGUUAAUCUUAAACAUAGUUGUAGAUAGUAGGAGUCAGGCUCAAUUAUUGCUGUUAAUUAUGAUUUUCCAUGUAUUCAGAACAACAUGGUUAAUAAAUUAUUAGGUAUUUUCCCUUCUCUGGCUAUUGAACAGAGAAUUAAAAAUAGGGCAUGCCCGUGGGCUUCAUUUAUCUUUACAAAGAUUAUCCAAGUGAAUCUGAAGGAGAUGUCUGAAGGACACUAUGUAUUAGUCAGUAAUUGGAUGUUAAUGAUGACAACACUAGCCUGCCUUACAACAUUGUAGAGCUAGCCAAUGUCUUUGAUUUAAACAUUGAUUUGAUUAGAUUUGUAGAUACCUUUCACCUCUGCAGAGUAUUUUCAUAGCGAGAGUAAGGGUGGAACAGCCUAGAAUGGACAUUUACUAAUUAGGGUGAGUAAUGAGUCCUGAGCUAGGGCAUGUGUGAGCACACCCUCAGGACAAGGCACCUACCAGAUAAUGCAAAUCCACCCGCAGAGCUACAAUCAGUUAAAAGGGGUAUUUUUAUCAGCACUUGCCUCAUCAUGCUGCCAUUGAAAAUUGUGUUUAGAAUAAUUAAACUGGAAACAUAUGGAAAUUACUGGACAUGGCCAUGAUUAAAUAAGGUGGGCGAUUAUCCUGCCUUGAGGGGGAGAAAGCACAUUAUGCCGUUUUCAAAGCCAUUUAGCGACUGAAAUAAAAUUCAAACAACAGCCAUGAUACACUGUGAUUAAACCCCCUCGGCUCCCCCAAGCACCGCUCUCAGAGCUGUGGAUAGCCGCUUCACGAACUCAAAGCGGCGGGUGAGAUCACUGACCUGGAAUUAAUGAAAAGUGAGAAAGAUAGCAAUGAGUGAUAAAACCAAUGUCACAUAGCCUCAAUCACAACUUUAUCUAUUUAAAUGCUUUGACUCAAUUCCGAUUCACAACUGCUUUGCAUCCAGAAUCAUCUCUGUGGUUCAAUUUGAACCUGAUUCCAGCCUAAGUACGCUUAUCGCUUUGGAUAAUCUGGAAUGUAUCUUCAGAUUUGUCUCUUUGAUCACCCAUACAGGAAGUAAAUGGGGUAACUCCAAAUGGAAUGGCAGGAGUUAGAUUUAAGUUCUCUGCAAAAUAAAAAUAAGCCUGGGCCUACACCCCCCCGUCUUAAUGAGUCGGACUCUUUCACUCCUGCUGAUAAUGACCUCCUGCUACUCACCCCUGGAACAAUAUAUCACCAGGUUUGACCUUUCUUUUGAACUCAUGCUGAAUGAACUGUGUUAACUUCUCUCUCAAACACAGAAUGGUUCUUCUUGAAUAAAGUAAGAGGACAUCAUGAAGCACCUAAAUACACUCAAAAGUAUGUUGAAUAAUGUUUAAUUUGUACUUAACAUUGAUUUAAUGUUGAAUUCACUUGAGUAUCUUUUGCCUCUCUGUAGUGUGUAUUGUAUGGUGAUCAUUUCUGUGGACAGAUGGACAAAUUACUGUACUGAAAUUGGCAAGGGAUUUUUUUCUUUCUGGUUGUGUGAAAAAAAAAAAAAAAAAUCUGUUGGUGGUGUAGUGUACAUAGAUCUCCACAACCCUGUGUCUGCUGUCAGGCAGGCAAUGAUUUUAGCAUGAAUUCCAAAGAUAAUUGGUAGAAACUGUUUACUCUUUUUUCUUUUCUGUUACUUUCUGAAAUGACAGUGCUGGUUCAUACUGAAAAGGCCCUCCCCCAAACAAACUGAAAUUAACUGAACAUUUCAUCUUUUCCACCGUUCAUCUAGUACAAAGACAAUUGCCUUGGAAAUAUGUCUUUGCAAGAGAGAAUCUAGUUGUUAUCCUAAUUGUUGGUAUAUUUAUAUAGGAUAAAAAUGCUUGUGAUGCCAUGUUUUUGUACAGUUUUAUGUACAUACAAGUGAAGCUUUCUAAAAGUUCUGAGAAAAGCCGAUGGCAUAUAAAAAUUGUAAAAUGUUUUCUUGAGAUGUGCACAUCUUGCCUUGGUUGGAUUGACCUUUGCUGAGUCAGUGUGAAUGUGGCCGUUCUAUGCCUGCACUGUAGUCAUUCACCGGCUCCCACCUCCUGAGGACUUAAUCAGUUUUUAUGUUUAUUGUGAACAGUGGAUUGUCUUAUCUUACCAGUUUGUUAAACUCCUGUGUUCUGCUUUGUUCUGUUUUUCGCAUGUUGACAAAUUCUCUUGUAAUACUGUAAGUCCUCAUGAACUUUGUAAUAAAAUCACUUC